Messenger RNA from Suncus etruscus (white-toothed pygmy shrew), 3386 nucleotides. It is a transcript of the gene TBC1D31, whose product is annotated as TBC1 domain family member 31. The coding region runs from base 38 to 3274 and encodes 1078 amino acids. The record is from RefSeq and is a predicted model, not a curated record. The transcript has 22 exons. Gene Ontology annotation, molecular function: protein binding. NCBI's taxonomy places the organism in Eukaryota, Metazoa, Chordata, Mammalia, Eulipotyphla, Soricidae. Gene Ontology annotation, cellular component: centrosome.
GCUGGGGAAGGCGUCGGGGCGGUUGUUCCCGUCAGACAUGCAGAGCACAGACCUGGGCAACAAGGAGAGUGGCAAGAUAUGGCAUCGCAAGCCAUCUCCGCACCCUCGGAAAGGCGUUUUAGUGAACAUUGUUCACAACACCACAGAGUACCGUCCCAAAGUUUUGAGAUUUCUGAACGUGGCUUUUGAUAGCACAGGAGAUCGUUUCCUCGCUGGGGACCAUCAAGGAAAUAUCUAUGUUUUUGACUUGUAUGGAGACAGGUUUAAUCUUGUUCAGCGAACAACACAAGCUUGCACAGCUCUGGCCUUUAAUCUUCAUAGGAAGUCUGAAUUCCUGGUGGCGUUAGCCGAUUAUUCUGUCAGAUGUUUUGAUACAGACACCAAGGAGCUCGUUAGUUCGUUGAGAGGACACGAAUCAUCAGUGUUCUCCAUCUCUGUGCAUGCUUCAGGGUGUUACGCACUCACCACUUCUUUGGAGACGGCACAGCUCUGGGAUCUGAACACCUUUCAGAGAAAGCGAAAGCUGACUGUCCUCCAGGCUGUGGACAUACAAAAGGUCUUCUUUCUACCACUAAGUAAUACCAUCCUCAGCUGUUUUAAAGAUAAUACCAUCACUGCCUGGGAAUGUGAUACUUUCCUUUGCAAAUACCAAUUGCCACCUCCACCUGAAAGUUCCAGUAUGUUAUACAAAGUGUAUGCUGUCACAAGAAAUGGUCGCAUCUUGGCUGCUGGAGGGAAAUCAAGCCACCUUCAUUUAUGGUGUUUAGAAGCUCUGCGGCUCUUUAGAAUCAUCCAGUUGCCUGCGAAAGUUCGAGCAGUUCGUCACCUGGAGUUUCUUCCUGAUAGCUUCGAUGCUGGUUCGAAUCAGGUUCUUGGAGCACUAAGUCAAGAUGGCAUUAUGAGAUUCAUUAAUACACAGACUUGCAAACUUGUCUUUGAAAUUGGGAGCCUGGACAAAGGCAUUUGUGCAGCAGCGAUUAGCCCACAUGGACGGUAUAUUGUAUCUAUUAUGGAAAAUGGAAGCCUGAAUGUGUAUUCAGUUCAGGCAUUAACACAAGAAAUAAAUAAGCCUCCUCCUCCUCUAGUGAAAGUCAUCGAAGAUUUGCCCAAGAAUACCUCAUCUUCUGGUAAUCUAAAGAUGAAAGUCACAUCAGGAAGAGUACAGCGGCCAGUCAGAUCAAGGACAAAUAAAAUUCAGGAUCGAAUAUUAAAAUUGAACCUGCCUGGAAAUUUAGAAAAUGAGAAUGAAUUCACAGAUGGAUUGAACAUAAAAAGUCUGAAGAUCUUACUAAAAGGCUAUGGUGAAUAUCCAGAGAAAUACAGAAUGUUCAUCUGGCGCUCUCUUCUCCAGCUGCCCGAAAAUCACAUGGCAUUUAGUAGUCUAAUGGAUAAGGGGACUCAUGCGGCAUUUCUUAAUCUUCAUAAGAACUAUCCUAUCAAAAGCAGGAAGCUACUCCGAGUAUUACAGAGAACCUUAUCUGCAUUAGCUCACUGGUCUGCCAUCUUUAGCGACACACCGUAUCUGCCACUCUUGGCCUUUCCAUUUGUCAAGCUAUUCCCAAACAACCAACUUAUCUGUUUUGAAGUUGUUGCUACUCUCAUAAUCAAUUGGUGUCAACACUGGUUUGAAUAUUUUCCUAACCCUCCCAUCAAUAUUCUUAGUAUGAUUGAAAAUGUUUUAGCAUUCCAUGACAAAGAAUUGUUGCAGCACUUCAUUAGCCACAAUAUAACUGCCCAGCUGUAUGCCUGGCCUCUUUUGGUGUCCCUGUUCUCACAAGUUCUGACAAGAGAGGAGUGGCUGAAAUUGUUUGAUAAUAUCUUUUCCAACCACCCGUCCUUCCUCCUGGUAACCGUCGUGGCCUACAACAUAUGUUCUAGGAUUCCUUUACUGCACUGCAAAAUUAAAGAUGAUUUUGAGUACUUUUUUCACCAUUCGAAUAACCUGGAUAUCAGUGUGGUGGUUAGAGAAGCUUACCAUCUCAUGGCCACCACUCCUGCCGACAUUCAUCCAGAGAAGAUGCUUAAUGUCUUUGUGGCACUAACAAAAGGACAAUAUCCAGUGUUUAAUCAGUAUCCGAAGUUUAUUGUGGACUAUCAGACACAAGAGCGAGAAAGAAUAAGGAAUGAUGAGUUGGAUUUCUUAAGAGAGAGGCAAACAGUCGAAGAUAUGCAAGCGGAAGUCAACCAGCAGAGAGUCGAAGAUGAAGCCUGGUACCAAAAACAAGAACAACUCUGCAGAGCUGAGGCGGCAAGAAGAGAAAUGCUCUUACAGGAAGAGGAGAAGAUAGUACAGCAAAGAGAAAGACUGGCAGCUGUGAAGAGAGAGCUAAAAGUAAAGGAAAUGCACUUACAAGAUGCCUCACGAAGGCGCCUGUUGAAGCUCCAGCAAGACCAGCGGGAAAUGGAACUAAGACGACUGGAGGAUGAAAUUGAUAGAAAGUUGCAAAUGAGAGAUCGAGAAAUUACUACGACUGCCAGAGACAUAGAAAUGAAACAUCUGGAGCUUGAAUCACAAAAGAGAUUAUAUGAGAAGAGUCUUAGUAGCAGUCAGGAGGCCAUGGCGAAAGAAAUGAGAGACGAUGCAGAUGCCUAUAGACAAAAAGUGGAUCAGGAGCAAGACAUGUUCCACAAACUGAUAGACACAAUUCAGACUCGGAGCCAAGAAACUCAGAAGUUAAUUGAAGAAAAUUUGGCAAAAGCUGAACAAGCAUGUCUAAAUAAUGACUGUCGGAUUCAAGCUUUAUAUAAACAAAGAUGUAGUGAUCUACAGCGAAAUGAGUCUUACCAGGAAGUAGCCAGACUCCUUCGGGAAAACAGGAAGAAAGAAUCAGAAAUAUUAAAUGCAAUGAUGGGGCAUGAAGCUCAAAAGUGGAAGGAAGCUGAAGAAAAAGACUUAUAUUUGAAAUCAGAAAAGGAAGUGUCUGCUCUUUCUGAUGCCGCUAGAAAAUGUUUUCUAGAAAAGGAGAUAAAGGAUUCUUUAGAACAUGCAGAAAACCCACUUAAAAAUGCACAAGAGCCCAAGUGCCAGAACAAACAGGUCGCCACCAGCAGUCUGUCCAGAACCUCUGAACUCAAUGAGAUUUCUGAAAUGGACUCCUCCAGGCAGAUUUCUUUAAAUCAAAGAAGAGUCCACUGGGACGCCCUAGAACAAGAUCUCAUGGAGAGAGUGAGAAAUCUUCGUCAGAGACUCACCACCCAAGCCCAGAAUCGAUACCGAACGUCCCAUCUCUUGGCUGCAGACAACACCGUCAACCGAGGCUUAGCUCUGUCCUAGUCAGAGAGAGAUGUCAAAGCUGCAAUCAGUGACACUGAUUUUCUCAGAUUAUUUAUUUUUUCAAUUUCUCUAAAGAUAAACUUUCUUGUAUAGAAAAGUAUACUUAUAAAAA